This is a messenger RNA of Prunus armeniaca (apricot), 2565 nucleotides long. The record is from the annotation of a GenBank genome assembly. Lineage: Eukaryota; Viridiplantae; Streptophyta; Magnoliopsida; Rosales; Rosaceae.
AUGACUCUAACUACCAUGGUUGGAGUAAGGUGCUGCUUCAAACUCCUCUGUGCAAUUGUCGUGCUCAUUUUACUACACAUGAACAAUCCUUGCAUUGGAUGCAGCGAGAGGGAAAGGCAGGCACUCCUUGCGCUUAAACAAGGUCUCGUGCCUGCAUACACCUUCGUCGAUCCCUUCCUUUCCUGGGGAAGAGAAGCCCAAAACAAAGAUUGCUGCCAAUGGAAUGGAGUCCACUGCAGCAACCAAACUGGCCAUGUUGUUCAGCUUGAACUCCAUGAUGUGCAAGGUAAGAUUAGUCCUAAACUCAUUGAGUUGCAGCAUUUGGAAUAUUUGGACCUUAGUUUCAAUAAUUUCAGUGAGAGCCAAAUUCCAGAUUUCAUUGGAUCUCUGAGCAAUUUAAGACACCUCGAUCUCUCUUACGCAAAUUUUGGAGGUGUAAUUCCAUAUCAACUUGGAAACCUUACAAACUUGGAAUUUCUCUAUCUUGGAUGUCAAGAUUAUCCUUCUCGCUCUAUUUAUGCAAAAAAUCUGUAUUGGCUUCCUAAUCUUUCUCGUCUAAAAUACUUGGACCUAAGUUUCGUUAAUCUCAGUGAUGUUGUUGGUUGGCUGGAAGCAGUUAAUAUGCUUCCUAAACUAACAAACUUGGCAUUACGGGAGUGUAAUCUUCCUCCUCCAGUUAUAUCCUCUGUUUCUCUCUUGAAUUCUUCUAAAUCUCUUGUUGGUGUCGAUCUCUCCGAAAACAAUCUUAACUCAUCAAUCUUCCAAUUGUUGCCCGGUCCUCAUCCCAACCUUGUUUAUCUUGAUCUCUCGGAAAAUAAAUUGAGUGGAAGAAUACCUGAAAGUAUUGGACAGAUGUCCAAUCUUGUUGAUCUUGAUCUCUCGGGAAAUAAAUUGAGUGGAAGAAUACCUGAAAGUAUUGGACAGAUGUCCAAUCUUGUUUAUCUUAUUCUCUCGGAAAAUAAAUUGAGUGGAAGAAUACCUGAAAGUAUUGGACAGAUGUCCAAUCUUGUUCAUCUUGAUCUCUCGAAAAAUAAAUUGAGUGGAAGAAUACCUGAAACUCAUUUCUCGAAACUCCCCAAAUUAUGGUUUUUGGAUUUAUCCUCUAACUCACUAGUUUUAAACUUCAGUUUUGAUUGGGUUCCUCCCUUUCAAUUGCGUGAGAUAAGAUUGGGGUCUUGUAAGAUGGGGCCGUAUUUCCCGGAAUGGCUUCGAACUCAGAAAAGUUAUGACCUGCUGGAUAUUUCUGAUGCUGGAAUUUCUGAUACCAUUCCAACUUGGUUUUGGGAUUUGCCAAAUGACAUUGUGUAUAAGGAUUUGUCUCGCAAUCAAAUUAGAGGAAAUUUGAGUUCAGAGCUGGCAUAUAAUCAUUUAAAUGUGAGUUGGAACCAAUUGGAGGGUCCAAUCCCUUCAAUCCUAUCAAACGUAUCAAUUCUAGAUCUGUCCAAUAAUAAAUUUUCAGGGUCAGCUUCAUUAUUGUGCACAAGUACAACCGAGAAGAGUAAUUUAGAAUAUCUUGAUCUCUCAAGCAACCAUUUAUCCGGAGAUCUUCCAAACUGCUGGAUCCAUUUUCAACAAUUAGUCUUUCUUGAUUUGAGCAACAACUUUUUAUCUGGGAAAAUUCCUACCACGAUGGGAUACUUGUUUAGUAUCGAGACACUAAAACUAAAUAAUAACAGAUUCGUCGGAGGGUUGCCUUCACAAUUGAAGAAUUGCAUAAUGUUGACACUUCUUGAUGAGCAUCCCGCCACAGUUAUGCCAUCUUACACACCUUCAAAUUUUGGAUUUGUCGAUGAACAACAUCUCUGGAACUAUACCGAAAUGUCUCAACAAUUGGACUACUUUGGCUCAAAAAGGAACGUCAACUCUAACUAUGAAACAUGUGAUCCGUUCUCGGACUAUAUAGAUGAAGAAUAUGUAACAUGGAAAGGAUUAAGGUCUAAAUACAAAAAUACUCUGGGACUUUUAAAGAGUAUUGAUCUCUCAUGCAAUAAGUUGAGUGGUGAGAUUCCUACUGAAAUCACUUAUCUUGUUGGUGUGGUUUCUUUAAACUUGUCGAGAAACCAAUUAACAGGUCAAAUACCUUCAAGGAUUGGAAAUUUGGAGGAGUUGGAUUCUCUUGAUUUAUCAAGAAACCAGAUAAAUGGCAGAAUUCCAACAAGUCUUUCUUGGAUAUAUCGUAUUGGUUACUUGGACUUGUCACAAAACAACUUGUCUGGAAAAAUUCCAAUAAGCACUCAGCUCCAAACCUUUGUCUUUGCUUAUGGUGGAAAUCCUCUGCUUUGUGGAGAACCACUCCUAAGGACAUGCUCCGAGGAGGAAAAAGGUCCAGGACAACCAGUGUUGGUGAAUGAAGACGAUAAAGAUGGGCUCAUAACACAAGGAUUUUACAUCAGCAUGGGGCUUGGCUUUGCUGUUGGAUUUUGGGGAGUUUGCGGCACUCUUUUGCUCAACAGCGCAGGCACCUUUGAGAUGACAUGCUUCCCUUCAGUUGAAGAUGGAUGCGAUGAAGGACUCCUAUUUGUACUAGUUUUCGAGUAUUUGAGUGAUGAUAAGGGAUCUCACUGA